Galendromus occidentalis (western predatory mite) is the source of this 1143-nucleotide messenger RNA. Its product is annotated as cAMP-dependent protein kinase catalytic subunit alpha-like. NCBI's taxonomy places the organism in Eukaryota, Metazoa, Arthropoda, Arachnida, Mesostigmata, Phytoseiidae. The transcript has a single exon. The record is from RefSeq and is a predicted model, not a curated record. The coding region runs from base 1 to 1143 and encodes 380 amino acids. Gene Ontology annotation, cellular component: cAMP-dependent protein kinase complex. Gene Ontology annotation, biological process: protein phosphorylation. Gene Ontology annotation, molecular function: ATP binding; cAMP-dependent protein kinase activity.
AUGAGGAAUACAAUUUCUAAGCGGGCAAUUCGCAAUUUCUUGCGGCACAUCGAAUCGAUAACCGAUCAACAUCGACGUCGCUUCUAUGCAAUCUACCUCAGCGAUGCGAAAUCCCGUCUCGAAGACAGACUCGAUGCCGGAAAGUACCGGAGAGAAACUCUCGAAAACUUCGACAUCCUGGGCCGUCUGGGUGAAGGCGCUUUCGGAAUCGUGCUGCUGGCCCGGUACAAGGCUGACGGAGCGCUCUUCGCAAUAAAAGUCUUGGACAAAUUCAAAAUGGAGGUUCGCGGCUGUCAGAAUGAGACGAUCAGAGAAAGAAACUUGGCUGCAUCGGUCCAGACGAACUUCGUCGUGAGGGCGCUCUACUCGUUCCAGGACCCGCACAACGCGUAUAUCGUGACGGAAUUCGCAGAAUACGGCGAUCUGAACCUCCAAUUCGUGGCGAAAGAAAAUGUGCACGUCAGCGAGAAGCUUAUCAAACUAAUCACAGCCCAAAUCGUUCUGGCGAUCGAGUAUUUGCAUGCUUGCAGCAUCUUACAUCGCGACCUGAAGCCAGCGAACGUCUUGCUAUUCAAGGACGGAUGUGUGAAAGUUAGCGAUCUGGGGUGUUCUAAAAAAAUUGAACACUAUACUACCACAUUCCAAGGGACAAUCGAAUACUGUGCGCCAGAAGUCAUAAUAAAGAAACCAUACGGCAAGGCGGUCGAUUGGUGGUCUCUAGGGGCUAUGCUCUUCGACUUGGUGUUUAAGGAGCCUCCUUUCGGGAGAAAGAAAACUGGCGAAGAGAAACGGCACGGGAGGGCGUCCAUGAUGGAGGAAGUCUGUACCACAACCUUCGAAUUUCCGGAGCCGUCGGAGUUCCCAAACAUCACCAUGAGCGGCGAGUUCAAAAAUCUGAUCUGUGAACUGCUGGCACCGGAUGCCAACGCUCGAUUAGGUGGAAAGCGAGGGGGCGCCAAGCAUGUCAGAGCGCAUUCUUGGUUCAGAGAAAUCAAUUUUCUGACCCUCUUCUUUGGAGGAUACAAAAAUUCACUCAUUGCUGAGCUACCAGACGGGGUGGCGCUCAUGAGAGCUGAACCUCCGGCAGAAGUCCCCAGGAGUGAAGGCUUAUGUGAGGAUCAAACCCUUUUCGCGGAUUUCUGA